GGUGAAGAGAACAGUCGAGGGAGUAUGAGUAGGUAUGGGGGAGAUGAAGGGAGCUCUGGCAGGUCGGAAGGUUACAGAGGUAGAGUGCGAGGUGGAUUUGACCGGGACAGCAGAAGCCCACCUUCUGGUAUGGGAGGGGGUGACCGUGGUGGCUUCAAAAAUUUCGGUGGCUCAAGAGAUCUUGCACAUCGGUCUGAUUCAGGUGGUGAGCAGGACAACUCUGACAACAACACCAUCUUUGUCCAGGGACUGGGGGACAACGUAAACCCUGAAGAGGUGGCCCAAUAUUUCAAACAGAUCGGCAUCAUUAAGAUCAACAAAAAAACAGGCCUGCCUAUGAUCAACUUGUAUACUGACAAAGCAACCGGGAGGCUUAAGGGAGAAGCCACUGUGUCUUUUGAUGAUCCACCAUCUGCAAAAGCAGCUAUUGAUUGGUUUGAUGGUAAGUUUGCUUCCCAACAUUAAGUUGCUUUCAUGUGG
Molecule: messenger RNA, 480 nt
Organism: Polyodon spathula (Mississippi paddlefish)
Lineage: Eukaryota; Metazoa; Chordata; Actinopteri; Acipenseriformes; Polyodontidae
Product: TATA-binding protein-associated factor 2N-like
Exons: 5
Coding region: 25-465 (146 amino acids)
Biological process (GO): regulation of DNA-templated transcription
Cellular component (GO): nucleus
Molecular function (GO): RNA binding; transcription coregulator activity
Source: RefSeq, a predicted model, not a curated record